AUGAUUUCCGGAACGUCAUCGUCGUCGUCUUCGAGUGAGGGAAAUAAGAAGGAUGAUGAUGAUGACGAUGCCCAGGAGAGGAAGCCGACCUUUCCCUCUAGAGCCCUCGGGCCGAAGAUGAUAUUGAAGCGGCGUCCUGAGGGGUUGAAGGCAUCAUCUCAGGCUACCAGAGAUGACACUCGUGGAAGUACUAUUUUGAAGCACCUUAGUGGCCCAACGAACACAAGAAUGCCUCCUUAUGAAUACUCGCAUGGUAGAGCACGAUCGACGAAUGGGAAGAGCAGUGGAGUCGAUGCUUGGCUUACACUGGAUCGCAUUAUUGUUCUAGAUCCUAUAGGCGUCAACUUGCUCGCCAUGGAAAAGAAGGAUUUGUCGAAUAAUGGUGCUGGUCGUGAUCGUCGAAAUGCCUCCGAUCGGGAGAAGGAUGCUGGCCAGAACACCAUCAUCAAGUUGAACUUGGCGAUACCCCAAACGCACGAGACGGCCGCUUUCCAGGGGCCUUGUGUACCCUACAUCACGCCGGAGGAUGAGAAGAUGGAGAUGGGAAAUGAUAAUGGGAGGAGAUUGAUUUCCUACCCUGGUCUCAACGAUGUAUUGCAUACCACUCCUUUAUCACUUGAUGUGUCCUUAAUGUUGAGGGGAGCUGUACGGGAGAAGGCAUCAGGAGGCAGUUCGAAUCGACACGGAACUGAAAUAGAGUGGUGGACAUCCACCUUGGUGAAGUGGAGAGAANNNNCUAACCCCCAAAGGUUACUUUAG
This is a messenger RNA of Perkinsus marinus ATCC 50983, 759 nucleotides long. RefSeq lists its product as hypothetical. The record is from RefSeq and is a predicted model, not a curated record. Bases 1 to 759 code for a protein of 252 amino acids. Lineage: Eukaryota; Perkinsozoa; Perkinsida; Perkinsidae. The transcript has 8 exons.